Temnothorax curvispinosus is the source of this 2653-nucleotide messenger RNA. Its product is annotated as RE1-silencing transcription factor. The record is from RefSeq and is a predicted model, not a curated record. The coding region runs from base 518 to 2434 and encodes 638 amino acids. Gene Ontology annotation, biological process: regulation of transcription by RNA polymerase II. The transcript has 4 exons. NCBI's taxonomy places the organism in Eukaryota, Metazoa, Arthropoda, Insecta, Hymenoptera, Formicidae. Gene Ontology annotation, molecular function: protein binding; DNA-binding transcription factor activity, RNA polymerase II-specific; RNA polymerase II cis-regulatory region sequence-specific DNA binding.
GCCAGCCGGCGUUCCGGCGUUCAAAUCACGAAGAGCCGCAAGAUCGGCCCGCGCUGAGAGCGUUCGCGAGAACGGUACCGCAUCGAAUCUAAGAUCGUGGUAUCUCAAUUGACUUGUAUACGCGCUGAUCUCGCGUGAGAGAUCAGUGACUUUCGGAUCAUCGUGACACGAUUUUCAAGACAUUCGAUCUGAGAAACGAUCGGACUUCGAGUUACUGAAGCUUAAAAAUCGCGAAACGUUUAACAGAUCGUGAAGGAACACGUAAAAGAACUUUGAUUCCGUCUUAUGGAUCUUGCGAGAGAAUAACGUUGGUGUCGACAUCAAUCUACGAUCCGAUCAGUGCUUAUAGGGUCCCAAUCGCAAAGCUCCUAUUCGUUUGCAAUUCCUCCCCACGUCACGAACGACGUUAAGACGCUCUAAUUUAAACGUUCGUGAAAAAAUUGAGUUUAAAGGAUUCUUUACCCAAGGAUCUACAUCGGUGGACAAGUGAAUCGGAUCCACAAAGGAUUGAACGACGAUGUAUGGUUUAUACAGAGCGUGGUUCGGUGGCGGUGCCACCGGCACCAGCUACCCUUGUCUUCAGGACACGUUCUCGCCGCCCGACACGGUGGUGCGAGUCGGUAACGAGGGCGAGCACCAAUUUGUCGCGCACAAGGGUGUCCUCGCGGCUCACAGUGGAUACCUGAAGGCCCUGCUUGCGAGCGCGGCGACGACGACGGCGACGACGUCGUCGACGAACUCACCCUUCGACCCUGCCUGCGCGACCGUCGCCGUCACGGCGACCAACGAACAGUCGCAGCGACCGGUCACCUCCGUGUCGGUCUCGUCCAUCGGUGGAGAAGCGUUCGCGCCGUUGCUCAACUAUAUGUACACCGGACGGUUGGAGGUGACGCUGGACAACGUUUACAGCGUGCUGCUGGCGACGCAUUUGUUGCACAUGCCGGGUGCAUUGGAGCAGUGCAGGGCCGCACUGCUGAGGCUGAGGGCACCGCCGUCUUUGCCGACGCCGCCGAUGCCGACGUCUGUGUCGACGACGACCGGGUCGACCGCCGGCAGCAUCCUACGACCUAUACCGAGCAGGCUGGUAGUAGGCCCACCGCUCUGCUGGCCCCCGACGACCCCGCUCGCGUACCCACCGGCCGCGCCGGCACCGACUGCCAUGUCGCAUCUGCCGCCAUCGAUGCAACCGUUGAUGCAACCGACCAUACCACCCGGAAUCAGCGUUAUCGCGCCCAGAGAGAAGCAGGAGCAGUGCACGCAUUACAGCUCUGGCGAGGUGUCGAAGUCGCCGCGGUCCUCGCCGUCCAUGGCGCACCACAAACGUCCGAGAUUGAACUCCAACAGAUCGAGAACACCGGAGAUCGUGUCUACCGUGUCCACCCUGCCGUUCGUGGCCGCGGCCGCGGCCGCGUUCACCGCGUUUGCCGUGACCAGCAGCACGGCGAGUUCUGCGACGAGAGCACCGUCGCCGUCGCGCUCGAUCUCGCCGGCUCCCUCCUCCGUUUCGCGGACGCACUCGCCCAUGCACCAUAACAGCGACAGAUCGACAGAACGUGAGGCUCAACGAGGAGAAGAGAUCGAGGAUCGUUCCGCUAGAUCAUCUAACGAUCAACCACGCAAACCGUGUGUAAUAACAUCCGCCGACAGCAGAGCAUCAAAUCGCAACCGCGGUAGCAACGACAGCAAUGAUAACGAGAAUACGGCCGCGAUAUCGGAGCAUGACCGAGCACGUUCGUCUCGUCGCCGAGCCCGAGUCUCGGGCGCGAAGGAGGCUUCCAGUACGAGUACCGUCUUUUCCGUGGUAUACGACAUCGCGUGCUGCGACGGACCGGUGCGUUUUCACCGUGUUUUGAACGAGAAUUAUUCGGCGACGUCGCACGGACCACACGGUGCGCCGACACGUCCGCCGAGGAGUUGCCAGCUGCCGGAGGGCGAGGAUCCGUCGAGCGAGAACGACGAGAACGGCGGACCGGCGACGCGAGGAGGUGACCACGCGCGUAGCCCCAACAAUGACUCGAGCAACGACGGCAGCAACAACAGCAACAACGGCGGCUGCUACACCUGCGACUACUGCAAACACACCUUCAAGUCGCAGUACUGCUACAGGAAGCACGCCAAACGGCAUUUGUUGCCGACGAGGAUCAACGAGGCGACUGGCAGCAGCGACGAUGGCGGCGGCGGCGGCAGGGAGAGCGUUAAUCACGGGUCGCGACAAGAUGCCGCACGCGGAAAUAGACGGGAGGUCAGAUUGCUGGAUCUAAACGUGCAGUACUAUCCCUGCAAGAUCUGCGGCUGCAAGUUCCCCAGUUACUAUUUCGUGCACAAGCACCGGAAACUCUGCCACGCGAAUGACGAGGAGAGACAAAGCACCACGGAUGGAGCGAAUGCGUCGAGUCGUGACGCGGACGCGUCAUCCACCCAGGAUGCUUCGUGAAACAAAGAGACACGGCUCCCUUUCGCUCUUUCUCGCUAGAUUUUUCCUUCAUCUAUUCCCAACAUCAAGACCCAUGGAAAAGAAAAAGAGAUUCCCCGCUCGAGAACAAGAGAAAAGACACUUCACAGAUGGAACGUAAAGUACCUAUCGAUAUUUGCGCACGUGUCGAAUUUAAUUGCAAAUAAAAUAGAUCGGCAAUCAAAUCAAACUAUUGUAGAA